Molecule: messenger RNA, 570 nt
Organism: Salvia splendens (bonfire salvia)
Lineage: Eukaryota; Viridiplantae; Streptophyta; Magnoliopsida; Lamiales; Lamiaceae
Product: pectinesterase inhibitor 4
Exons: 1
Coding region: 1-570 (189 amino acids)
Biological process (GO): negative regulation of catalytic activity
Molecular function (GO): enzyme inhibitor activity
Source: RefSeq, a predicted model, not a curated record
AUGGGAACUAAACAUUUCCUCACAGCCAUCCUCACACUCUUGGUCUUAAUCUCAUGCAACACUAUUCCAACCUCCGCCGCCACGUCAAAGAAAAACUCGACUAACUUCAUCGUGAAAUCGUGCAAAACGACGACGUACUCGUCGCUGUGCAUCAAGACGCUGGGGCCCUACGCGUCGACGGUGGGGACGAACCCCUUGAAGCUGUGCAAGGUAGCUCUGAAGGCGGCGGUGCUGGCCACCUACAACUGCUCGGCCACCGUGACGAAGCUGGCGAAGCAGAAGGGGGUGAAGAAGGCGGAGGCGAUGGCAGUGAAGGAUUGCAUCGGCGACCUCAAAGACGCUGUCACCGAGCUCAAGGACACGCUCACCGCCAUGGGCCACAUGAAGAGCGGUGACAGGGAAUUCGAGUGGGCAAAUGCAAAGACCUACGCCAGCGCCGCCAUCACCGACGCUGAGACGUGCAUCGACGACUUCCUCGAGCGGAAGGUUAAGAAGAAGAUCACUAGCUGUGUCACUGGAGUUGAGAGGCAUAUCAGCAACGCCUUGGCCCUUAUUAACCAUCUCUAUUAA